AUGACGGACCCUGAGAUGUCCUCGGUCUGGAAAUUCGUGGCCGAAGCCAACCUCGACGAGAUUUUCAGCGGCCCCGCGACUAUGGACAUCGCCAACGACGUGGCCAACACCUUGGUGUCGUUCCACUCGGGUGGCCCGGUCAACGCUAACGAUACUGCCGUCGUGAUCAAGACCGAGCCUUGUGCAGUAUCGGACACGUCGUCGGAAGUUUCUUACGACGACAAAACUUCCGUGGCGUCCUUCAAUUCGGACGAAACGAGCGAGGACGAAGACAUCAAGCCCCUACUAAUCGACGCAGCGACCACCGCGGAGAUCAAGCGGCUGAAGCAGAAGGCGUACGACAAACGCUACCGCGACAAGAAGAAGAUUGAGAAGAUAUUGCUGGCCAAGGAUUUCGUGGCCGGGUUGAGGCUGCUCAACGCCCUGCUGGAAGAUCGCGUUGAAAGGACGAGAAUGGUCGUCAUGACGAGGAGAUUGGUCUCUCUCGAGCAGGAAACUCAACCAAUUGCUGCAUGCGAGAGGGACCGGAAGACAAUCGAGAAGGAGGUCAAGGAGCAGCUUGCUCUGAACCAAACGGCGACGGAGUACGCCGAGUCGUGGACGACGACCUGGACGAGGGUCAAGCUUGAACAGGGGAAAUAUUUCCUCAAGGACACGGUGGUGGACAUUAACUUCUACAUCCAAGGCCUGGCCAACCUCCGCGAGAAACUCACAGAGGCGACCACCGAGCUGGAGUGGUGCAUGGAGCAGAAGCCCAACGGGGUGUGGGUGUAG
Molecule: messenger RNA, 774 nt
Organism: Phytophthora sojae
Lineage: Eukaryota; Oomycota; Peronosporomycetes; Peronosporales; Peronosporaceae
Exons: 2
Coding region: 1-774 (257 amino acids)
Source: RefSeq, a predicted model, not a curated record